Molecule: messenger RNA, 705 nt
Organism: Orbicella faveolata
Lineage: Eukaryota; Metazoa; Cnidaria; Anthozoa; Scleractinia; Merulinidae
Product: homeobox protein ceh-63-like
Biological process (GO): regulation of DNA-templated transcription
Molecular function (GO): DNA-binding transcription factor activity, RNA polymerase II-specific; DNA binding
Source: RefSeq, a predicted model, not a curated record
AUGGCGUCGAUUAGUCGAGAAGACGUCCCGACCGUACAGCCGCAGCAACAGGCAUCUGACAACUCAUUUUCCAUAAAGAAUAUUUUGAAUCUUCCAGAAGAACCUAAGGAUGAAUGUGCACAAGUGUUGAAUCGCGAAGAAGACUGUCCGGUGUUUGGAUGUCCUAUCGUCCCUCAAGCUUUCAGACCAGUUGCAUUCAACAUGGAAGGAGCUUUAUCGCCUAUGUACAGUACAACACAGUGGUUAAAUGCAGCGAGACAUUUCCCUCCUUGGUUGCUUGGUACUCGCUUUAUGAGAUUUCUUCCAGGUGUAACCCCUUACCUGCGAAGAAGACGUAAUAUGCGAAAAAGAAAACAAAGACCUUUGUUUACACAAAGUCAAGUGCAGGGAUUGGAACAGGAAUUUACCAGAAACCGCUAUGUGUCUGAAGAAAAACGAGCAGAGCUGGCUUCGACCCUGAAUCUCACAGAAACACAAGUGAAAACAUGGUUCCAAAACAGAAGAACAAAAUGGAGAAAGGAAGCCAGGGACGAAAUGGAAACCGCUUUGAUGGACAGUAAGAGGCGCUGGAGAAACAACCCAGUCGAUAAACAAGAAGUUCUGCCUUCCUCUUCAACGACCAGUCAGUCUAAUUGUGCGACUCAGCAGUCUCAAGAGUUUAUAGAUUUGGACAGUUACAAACUAAAAAUACCUCAGAAAGUUUGA